This is a messenger RNA of Dichomitus squalens LYAD-421 SS1, 495 nucleotides long. RefSeq lists its product as uncharacterized. The transcript is spliced from 8 exons. Bases 1 to 495 code for a protein of 164 amino acids. The record is from RefSeq and is a predicted model, not a curated record. NCBI's taxonomy places the organism in Eukaryota, Fungi, Basidiomycota, Agaricomycetes, Polyporales, Polyporaceae.
AUGGGUGCAGAUCUCACUAUCACCGGAUCUCUCGUCUACAUUCUGGGUCACUUCCGCACGGGAUUCAAGAAAACUGACGCUAGACUCGAUCUCCUCAUCGCAUAUGCCCUCAGCACAGGCCUCGUUACUUGCCUGUUUCAUGUCUUGAACGUCAUAGCGUCGGCUGUGUGGCAACGUAACCUCAUAUGGAUGGUGCCCACCUCCGUCCUGUUCAAAUUAUACGCGAACAAUUUCCUCGUGGCCUUGAAUUCCCGCAAGGCCCUUGGAAUCAUGGGAGACGAGGAUGAGAGAACCUCACACUCGUCCCAUAAUCAACAUAACAUGGGCAAGACAGCGGACUCCAGUCGGAACGGAGGCAUUGAUGGUCGCGCAGCACAAACCGCCCCAGUGCAGCUCAGAAUCAUGCAGCAUACCACCUCGGAGACACACAUGGACUCGGUUGAUCUGGAGACCAAGAGCAAGGGGUCACCCGACGAUGUGGUGCACAUUGUAUGA